UUAAAGUCCAAAUUAUUCCGAAGUACGGGAAAAGAUGGCGACGUCCAUGUCGCCGUACGACCAAUGGUUGGCAGACAAACUUUUGUCGCUGAACCCCGAGGUCGACACAGAUGUCUUCGUCAUGUAUAUCAGCAGUAUGUUGGAGGAGGACUCGCCAGCUGACGAAAAACGCGAGUCCAUACUCGAACUCUUGGCCGAAGUUUUGGAAACGGACCGUGAACUAGCCUGUGAUGAAAUUAUGAAGAAAUAUGAUGAAAUAAACAACAAACAUACAAACAAGAAUACAGAAUCAGCUCAGAAAAAUAUUGCAGACCAGCUGUCUAACAUGCUGGAGAAACAGACUAUAGAGCCUGUCAAGGUCAAGGACACACCUACUGACAAAGCCGAAGACCGGGCCAGGAAGGAGGCCAUCUUAGCUCAGUAUUCCAACGUGUCGGAUGAAGAAGACGAUGAUGGACAUUCUAGCCAUACUGGAACCAAAGGAGGAGGAGGAGGAGCAGCCGCAAGUGGUGCUGCAAGCGGUGCCUCAGGGGACUCUCUGCUAAUGAAAAACACAAACGCUGAGACCGUGGGACAGGUCGAGAAGGAAAAACGAGAGAAGGCCAAGGAAGAAUCGGACAAGAAAAAAGAGAAGGACAAACAAGAUCGAGCACAACAAAAACAGAAAGGGGUGGACAGAAAGGAUGCGGAGAAAAAACGUACACAGAAAGGCGAGAGAAGGAGAUAGCAUUGUUAAAAGAUAAAACUAGGACAUUUUAUAAUUCGGAUACAUCAAAACCGCAACAGAUGUUACUGGCAACAUACAUGUAAGCUAUAGACAGAAUUACGCUUUACAGACACGUUUACAGGGCCGCCAUCGUUUAUCAUGAUCCAAACGGUUGGACCAGAGUUGUUCGUUUAUGAAAUAAGGUCGGACCCAGUAAUCUGAUGCUGCUUUCGGCCGAGCCCUUGACAAUGCCUAUGCCUAUGUAUAAACAUUUGCAGAUCCGCCAAGAUUUAUACCCAAACAUGUUGACAUUAGAAUAGACAAAACCUGUUGUUCCUUAUAAACGAACAAGUCCCAUGUAAUAUGGAAAAUUGAUAGAAUGCCGUAAAACUCUUCAAUUGUAAAAAGAUCAUGUAACUCUUAAAUUGUAAAAAGAUCAUGUUUAAAUAUUGUUUUUGAUAUGAUUUAACUAGUGAGGGGACGAUGAUUGAUUAUGAUCAACAAUAAAUUGGUUUGCCCUUUCCGAUUCUGAUUAUCGAUUACAAAUUCCAUAACCAAUAUAAUCUGCUCAUUACUGAACCAGUGUCAAAAUAAAAUGUAUGAAAUCUA
Molecule: messenger RNA, 1315 nt
Organism: Mizuhopecten yessoensis (Yesso scallop)
Lineage: Eukaryota; Metazoa; Mollusca; Bivalvia; Pectinida; Pectinidae
Product: coiled-coil domain-containing protein 43-like
Exons: 5
Coding region: 35-727 (230 amino acids)
Source: RefSeq, a predicted model, not a curated record